Messenger RNA from Nematolebias whitei (Rio pearlfish), 1149 nucleotides. Its product is annotated as homeobox protein Hox-A11b. Gene Ontology annotation, cellular component: nucleus. The record is from RefSeq and is a predicted model, not a curated record. Gene Ontology annotation, molecular function: DNA-binding transcription factor activity, RNA polymerase II-specific; RNA polymerase II cis-regulatory region sequence-specific DNA binding. Gene Ontology annotation, biological process: anatomical structure development; regulation of transcription by RNA polymerase II. The transcript has 2 exons. Lineage: Eukaryota; Metazoa; Chordata; Actinopteri; Cyprinodontiformes; Rivulidae. The coding region runs from base 242 to 1033 and encodes 263 amino acids.
GAGCCAUGUAGCUCACACGCUGAGACGUAGGCUAUCUGUCAUAUUGUGCCAGUGGUCACAUGGCUUUGGCCCCCAGGAAUGGAUGGAGAUGGAUCCCCACGUCAGCUUGUGCGUCUGAGGAUUUCUGCUCCGGCAGUCCUCCUCUGUGCGCGCGGUGCGCAGCGCCGCGGAGCCACAAUGUGAGGACUAUUAUAGAGCCUUUAUUUUGAUUUUAUUUUUAUUCUUACUCCAGCAGCAGAAUAUGGAUUUUGAUGAGCGGAUUUCUGGCUCCAGCAUGUAUUUACCGAGCUGCACCUACUACGUGUCCGGAGCGGACUUCUCGGCUCUCCCUCAUUAUUUAACCCAGAGCCAGACCUCCUGCCCGGUCACGUACCAGUACCAGUCCGCGGCGCUGCCACAGGUCCCGUCAGUCAGAGAGGUGGCUUUCAGAGACUACGGUAUUGAGACUUCCAGUAAAUGGCACCACAGGGGGGCUCUGGCGCACUGCUAUGCUGAGGACCUCGGCUGGGCGAGUCCGACCUCCCGGGGGGGAGAGAUCCUGAAGAACUGCUCCGGCUCCUCGGGACAGGCUCCGGGCUUUCCAGGCGGGAAGAACGGGGUCCUCCCGCAGGCGUUCGAUCAGUUCUUCGACUCGGCGUACGGUGGCUCGGAGGGCGGCGGCGUCCCCACGGUGGCACGGGCAGCUCCAGACACGGACACGCCACACGGCAGGACGAGCCCGGCUCCGGCUCAGCUCAGCCCGGACUCUGAGAGCUGCAGCCCCAAGUCUGCGUCCGGAACCAGCGAGGACAGAGCGAGCAGUGGCCAAAGGACGCGCAAGAAGAGGUGUCCGUACUCCAAGUAUCAGAUCCGGGAGCUGGAGAGGGAGUUCUUCUUCAGCGUUUACAUCAACAAGGAGAAGCGGCUGCAGCUCUCACGGAUGCUCAAUCUGACUGACCGCCAGGUGAAAAUCUGGUUUCAGAACCGGAGGAUGAAGGAGAAGAAACUGAACAGAGACCGUUUACAGUACUACAGCACCAACCCGCUGCUGUGAGAGCUGAGCAAGGCAGCAGCAGAGAAUCUGUGCCAACACGGUGACUGAACUGAAGGACCCCCAAACCCCUCAAAUCUCCAGUUAUUUUUAUUAUUAUCAUCAUCAUCAUUAUUAUU